CAAUAAUCUGCUUUUGAAUUACAAAAUAAAAUAACAAAACGUUUUGUUGAAACCAACCCCCAUUCUUUUUCUGCGUGUGCAUAUUCCUUUAGAAACAAAGUAAAUUUUCUUUCAACCGAAGAAAAAUGUUUUAAACUGAAAAGAAUAAUUUUUGGAAACAAAAACUUCAAACUUAGAAGAUAUUUUGCAUUGACUUGCUAGAAGAACAGAAAACCGAAAAAUCGAAUAAAGUUCGGCCGCUCGUGUUAAAAAUCAAACCAGUGAAUCGGAGUAAGCUAUAAAUAAGGAGGAUUCAGGAUGCAAAAUGGUAAGUUUACAGGACCACGGCCGACGGAUAGAUUUCCAAGUCUCUCGAACAUGGAGAAAGCUGCGCAAAGUAACACCUCCCCAAAUCCCGCGGUCGUAUUUUUUCGGCCCAAUCUUCAACGGCAAUCACCAGUCGGACCAGCCAGCAGCUGGAGUGGCUUUCGGAAGUUUAUUGAUAGGCCCACGGAGAAUGCGAAACUUUGUCAACGAUAUCAAUAUCAACAGGGAGGUAGGAAUGUCGAAAAAAAGGAUGCUACGACCCGGGAUAGCCACCGAAAGAUUCCCGAAGCACGUCCCGGACUCUCUGGCUGUAACCCAUCUGAAAUUCUGACGACCGGCAUGGCAUGGC
Messenger RNA from Uranotaenia lowii, 655 nucleotides. RefSeq lists its product as uncharacterized. Bases 305 to 637 code for a protein of 110 amino acids. The transcript has 3 exons. Lineage: Eukaryota; Metazoa; Arthropoda; Insecta; Diptera; Culicidae. The record is from RefSeq and is a predicted model, not a curated record.